AUGAAAGUUCUUUAUAGGAAUCUCUUGAAUCUUUAUGAUGAAACAGAGGAAGAAGUUAGCAAGGAUGGAAGAUCCUUUAGUGUCGAUUAUGUGAAGUAUGAGAUCAAAGAAAUGACAGGAGCGUACUUUGUUGAAGCUGGAUGGUGUGACAAGGGCCAUGUGCCACCUUUCAAUGAGUAUGCCGCCAAUGGACUAACCUCAAGCGGCUAUGGGGCAAUAACAGCAUCGUCAUUUGCUGGACUAAAAGCUGCAGGGAUCAAAGAAUUUGAAUGGCUAAAAAGUAGACCAAAAAUGAUUAAGGCUGGAAUGCUGGUUCUUCGUCUUAUGAAUAACGUUGUGAGCCACGAGGAUGAGCAAAAGAGGGUGCAUUGUGCUUCGGGAGUUCAAUGCUACAUGAAACAUUAUGGAGUUUCAGGAAAUGAGGCAACUAAAGAUCUUCGAAAAAUGAUUGCAAAUGCAUGGAAGGACAUCAAUGAGGAUUGCAUGAGGCCAACUGCUGUCUCCAUGUUUAUUCAACAGGUUUAUCUUAACCUUAUACGAACCACAAAUCUUAUUUACGAGCACGACGAUUCAUACACCAAUAUGUUGUCUUUGAAACCCUACGUCGUCUCACUCUUUCGUCCAGAAAAUUCCGAUGUAAGAGUAUUCGUUGGUGAUUUGGCUUCUGCAGGAUUCUGA
Dovyalis caffra is the source of this 678-nucleotide messenger RNA. NCBI's taxonomy places the organism in Eukaryota, Viridiplantae, Streptophyta, Magnoliopsida, Malpighiales, Salicaceae. The record is from the annotation of a GenBank genome assembly.